This is a messenger RNA of Diplodia corticola, 942 nucleotides long. Its product is annotated as dienelactone hydrolase family protein. Lineage: Eukaryota; Fungi; Ascomycota; Dothideomycetes; Botryosphaeriales; Botryosphaeriaceae. Gene Ontology annotation, molecular function: hydrolase activity. Bases 1 to 942 code for a protein of 313 amino acids. The record is from RefSeq and is a predicted model, not a curated record. The transcript has 8 exons.
AUGGCCGAUCAAGACGUUGCAACCAGAGCGCCCGAGAGCGACGCCCAAGAGGACUCUCCGCAACCCACCAUGACCGAGCACUGCGCCAGUGAUCGACCCACCCCUGCUGGAGAAACUCCGACCGGGGAGAUUACCAAGCUCAAUGGCGUAGACGUCUACAUCGCGAAACCCAGCGACUAUCCCCAUUCGCCCUCGAAGCUUCUCCUGCUUCUUACAGGCGGAACCGGCAUCAACUCGACAAACAACCAGCUCCAGGCGGACAAGUAUGCGAGAGAGGGGUUCCUCGUGGUAAUGCCAGACCAGUUCGAGGGCGAUCCAGCGCCGAAUGCCACCAUGCCUGCCAAUGAGCAGCCAAGCUUUAUUGAACAACUCAAGCUUGGUUUCGCCCAGACAACCAAGACUUUUAUGCUGGACAUGUGGCUUGCUCGACACACUCCCGAGAAAGUGCUCCCAACUCUACACAAAGUCAUCGAGGGUGCCAAGGAGGAGUUCGCUGAUGCCAUCGCGAAUGGCGGAGGCAUAUACGGCGUUGGGUACUGCUUCGGUGCCAGAUACAUUCUCAUCCUCGCUGGCAAGCACUCUGAUACGGUUUCCUGGGGUCAAGAAAGCAAGCCGGAAGACGUGGAAAGUGGCGUGGUGGAGAAAGGCCCUGAAAUCAAGGUUGGCGCUAUCGCUCACCCUACUGCAAUGACCAAGGAAGAACUAGCAGCUAUUACAGUCCCUGUCUCGCUGGCUCUCGUGGACAAUGACCCUGUAUUCCCAGACGAGCUCGCCACAGCCGGAAAGGAAGCGCUUGAGAAGAACGGUGUUGAGCACGAGAUCAAGACCUACUCUGGCGUCCCUCACGGCUUCGCUGUGCUUGGAGACUACGAGGACCCUAAAGUCACUUCCGAGCAACAAAUCGCCUAUGGACAAAUGCUUGGCUGGCUUCAGGCGCACUGA